Messenger RNA from Adineta ricciae, 2838 nucleotides. The record is from the annotation of a GenBank genome assembly. NCBI's taxonomy places the organism in Eukaryota, Metazoa, Rotifera, Eurotatoria, Adinetida, Adinetidae.
AUGACUGCCUCAAAUAAAUUUCUCAAACACUUUCGUGAUCUGCAAGCUGGUGAGAGUGAAAAGGCAGGCGCCGCCGAAACGCUUGCAUAUCUAAACGGAGAACUUUCCUUCGUAGAAUAUGAGAAACGUGUUCGGGAAGUCAAUACGGAUUAUUCGAAUGUAUCUGUUGGUAAAGUUCUUGAUACUCGUGAAGCUGAAAUCGUCGACAUUGACCAAAUGAUUGAUGAACUGAGCGAUAUUGAUGAUUUGAGUGGAUUAAGUAGUAGUACAAGUGAAGAUUCGUUAGAAUCUCAAUCGGAAGGGCAAGCUGCAAAGAAAAAGAAGACUGACAGUGAAUCCAAAGGAAAACGUCGUCGCCGAAAGAAAACUCAAGAAUCAGAUGAAGACGAUGAUGAGUCGAAUGAUGAUAGUGAAGACAAGACAAUGGAUCCAACUGAAAUGCGAAAUAAAAUUGUCCGGCAUCUGGAAGAAAUGCGUUUAGCUAAUCAGAAAAGAAAACGAAAACGAUCCGAUAAAUCCAAACGUUCAAUAACUCGAAAACAACCAGUAACAACAACAGAAAAAGUGCACAAAAGUCGUCUAAAUCAAGAAUACCAAGCAUUAAUGGGCGAAGCUAAUAUGGCAUAUGUUCACGGUGAUAUUCCUAAAGCCAUACGUAUAUGUCAAGAAGUGAUUACCAAUGUUCCUAAUGCCGCUGAACCAUAUUUGACGAUUGCCCGAAUCUACGAAGAUCAAAAUGAACACGAAAAGGCCUUCGAGAUGAACUUUGUUGCAGCUCAUUGUCAACGGUCGAAAGAUUUAUGGGCUCGGAUGCUAGCAGAAUGUCAGCAACGACAGGCAAAUGAUUUGAUAACGACUUGUUACAACAAUAUUGUUAAACUUGAUCCAAUGGAUAUCGAUAUGCAUCUAAGUCGUAUUGCUCAUGUUGAAACACACGGCACUCGAAAACUUUAUCUGAAUAGUUUACAAGCAUUGCUCAUGGCUUUACAUCCAUCCGAAGUUCCGGAACAAAAAGCGCUAUAUUUAGAAAAAUAUCGAAUUCUUUUACAAGCAAUCUUGGCGUCUGAACGAAAAGAUACACAUCUACAAACGCUGUUCUACAAAGGACUCAACGAUCUUGGCACUGAUUUCCCGUCUGAAUAUAUUGAACGUUUAUUACAAAUGGAGUACAAUUCAAAAUUAUAUCCCGAAUUGCUCAAAAAUAUGAUCAACUUUACGGGUGUUCGAUUAUCAAAGUAUCAGACGGAAUUAGAAUUACCUGUUGAUACAACCGAUCUCGAUGAUUUGAAAGAUGCAGAUUUUUCUUUACCAGAAUUCUAUCGAACAGAUUACUAUGGUAUGUUUCUUGUUGCCAUUAUUGAUCUUAAUUGUUCGGCUGUAGCAUUGCGUCUAUUGCCAGCGUAUAAAUCGAAUGUUCGCUCAACCGAUCAAUCUUUGUGUCUUGAUGUUAUGUCAGCAUUUGCAUCAGCCGAUCAUUUGAUAGAAGCAUGUCAAUUAUUUGAACACCUUUCAUCUCUAUCGAAAUUAUCUGCCCAAUCUUGGUUCCAAUAUUCCGAAUGGUUAAUAGCAUUAUCGAAGUUUCACGAAGCGUACGAAGCAUUAGAACAAACAUUAAGACUUGAACCGCAAUAUAAUGAAGCACGUUUAUCGUUAUCAGCAUUACAAAAACAGAUUGGAAUGAAUGAACAAAGUCAACAUACCUUAGCCGAAAUCGUUAGUCGACCAAUCAAACAGGAAUCAAACGAAACAAACGAUUUUAAUGAUCAAAAUGAUGAUGACAAAGAGCAACAAGAAGUUACAAAGGAAAAAAUUCAUUUAUUAGUGGAACGUUGUAUCACCCUCUAUGAUCAAAAUCGGCUGACAUCGUUCAUUCCAGAUGCGAUGCGACUAUUUUUUGGUUCUAUUAAAUAUCUUCUCACACUUGAUUGUUCGAAACGUUUGAUCAAUUGUGGAACACGUGCACGUCGAUUGGAAUUAAUACAAAAACUAGUCGAUGAGAAACGUAUCAUCUUGAAUCCAUCAUACACCAGAAUUGAUACUGUUCUAAAGAAUCGAAUUAUUGAUAUUUAUGGUAAAUUCUGUGAUGUACUCAUCCAUAUUAAACGGCAUGAUCUACUUCUAAGAGUGACUGCCGCAGGAACAGUGAUUCCGUUUCUAUACGCUAGAAUUGAUUGGCUUGUGUUGACAGAGUUUCUUCUAUUCAUUAGUUUAAUGUUACAACAAAAUGGUGAUCUGGCUUUUCAGACAUGCCGAGAAAUUUUUCGUUGCUAUUCGAAGUCUUCUGUUAUACAAAACCUCUUUGCUCUAACAGCAACCAUUACACCCAGUGUUCGAUUACAAAAGUUUUGCGUUCGCUCAUUACAAAAACGACCUAAUUCACCAAUUCUCCAUCACAUGGUUGGUAACUUCGCUUUAAUUGGUGGUACUUAUCGUUUAGCUAUUAUUCAUUACAUGAAAUUAUUUCGGUUGACACCAGAUGAACCUCUCGUAUCAUUGUUAUUAGCUAUUUCGUUUGUACAUGUCGCUUGUCAAAAAUACGCUUAUUCGAGACAUCAACGCGUUCUUCACGCACUUGCUUUCCUUAAACAAUACCGAAAUUUACGUGGUGAAUGUACAGAAACAUAUUAUAAUAUUGGUCGUCUAAUGCAUUUUCUUUCAUUACACUAUGCUGCAGCGUAUUUUUAUCAUAAAUGUUUAGAAACUGAAUCGCCCAUCGUUGACGAACAUGAUAUCUACGGAAUGAAGUAUCAAGCAGCAUACAAUCUUGCUUUGAUUUACAAAGCGAGUAAAAAUGAAAAAUUUGCUCGGCAUAUUAUACGAACAUACAUGACUCUGUAA